AUGCUGACAAUAUGCUCCAAGACCAACUUUUACAAGACUUUCACACGGCCCGUUGCCAAGGUUCUGCUCAUGGCCAUUUUCACCUACCAGCUGGCCUACUGGGGGUGGGUGAAACUGGAGCAGGAUGAGAUCCGCGACCAGCGCGAGAAAGAGAUCACUGGGCUCGAGGCCGAGGUCAAGCGCCUGCAGGGUCCGCCUGCCGCCUCGUCAAGGUGA
This is a messenger RNA of Phaeoacremonium minimum UCRPA7, 216 nucleotides long. RefSeq lists its product as hypothetical. The coding region runs from base 1 to 216 and encodes 71 amino acids. The transcript has 2 exons. Lineage: Eukaryota; Fungi; Ascomycota; Sordariomycetes; Togniniales; Togniniaceae. The record is from RefSeq and is a predicted model, not a curated record.